UUCCAAAGGCGGAGCGCGGUACGGAAAAAACCCUGAUCCCCACUUGCCUUCCAACAAGUUCGAGCGGAAGAACGUGGUCCGGAAUGAGUUUAAGAUGCUCCUCCAGCUUGGAUACGAAACGCGACUGCUAAACGAUCAAAACGUGAUCCAGGUCUCCAAAAACAAGGCCAAGGCGUUUUUCCACGUUUUGCAGGGGCUGGGAUACCAGCCGACCAACGUGUACACGGCGGACGGGAGGCAGGUGCGGGACCAAACGAUCACGGUUACGUCAGAUUUGAGCAUCUACCAACAGAAAUUCCAGACCAUGCAGAAAAGAAUCGCGGAGAAAUUGAGCACGCAAGCGACUCGGCAGCACAGAACGAGGCAGUAUUUUUGCAACGGCGGAAAAACUGCGGAAAAUAUUGCAGGUAUGGACACCUACAGUCUUGGUGCUUUGCCCAUUCACGUAUGAUAAUUUUUUGUUGUUUAGACAAUUUUCCCUUGAAGUGCAGUUAGAAUAUCAAGCAGAAGCAAUAUCCUUUGUAAAGAAAAUCACGCCCCUUCCGCUCCUAUCUGCAGGCCAAUCUGCGACCGUUCGCGGACUUUUCGGACCCGCAACCGGCCCGGUGCAAGGCACAAAACCGCCAACACAGAAUGUGAAUGGAACUUCCUGUAAACCGCCUUUUCCUUUUGGCGGCGGCGCGAUAAAAAAGCCCGGAAAUAACAAGAUGAAAGACGACACUGCGGGCAGAGAAGGUUCCUCGCCUUUGUCAUCUCCCGGGCAGCUCGUCACAAGUCCAGCCAAGAAGAAAAACUACGGUGGGAACGAGAUGGCGUCGAGAACUGGACCUAAUUCUGGACCUGUACGGGAGCCUCCUGGGCAUGUUGAAGUCGAAGAUAGUGCCAGAAGAUGCAAAGACAAAGCAGAUCGUGACGACGACGACGACGAGGAACAGCAGCUUCCAGUGGAUAGCCGCGAGACCGGCGCGUCUUACUUUCACAAGGAGGACGGCGAUGUCGGUGACGAGGAAAGCGAAAACGACACUCCGCCCGAGGUGGAUGCAGCCGUAGCUCUUCCUGCUUCCAAAACACCAGCUCUAGUACCUUCGUCGACCACUAGCACCACUAUCGGUGUGCAGAUAAUCGCGCCGCAGAAGCGAAAGACGCAGGACACGAGCGUCAAGUUCGCGGAGCUUUUGCAAAAAAGUUGUACUAGUAGUAACGUGAAGCUGUCUGUCGGAGGCGAGGCAACUCGUGUGCAACUACAUGGGAGCUGCGCUGAAGCCGCGGGUGGACCUCGCUCUACUACUCUUGCGCCCUCUUCACAACUCGGAGAGGAGAAGAAAAAAGGGAGGUCGAGAUCGUCGAGGACGAAUCCCAAGAAAACCAUGCUCCGUGUUGUUGAGCCACAUGAUGUUGACAAGCAGCAGCAACAAGGCGCUGGCGCAGGGACAAGAAGUACAAAAAGUGCGCCCCCGCAGACGACAAAUGAUCAGGCGGCUCGCAACCGAAGCCGAACCACGACCACCCCCUUUGAAGGAGCGCCGCGCUUCACGGUCAUUCGCAAAGCGCGCAAAGGGCAAGAAGACAAGAGUGGUGAUCAUUGCGAUAAUGGAGUGAAUGACGACGAGUUUCGGGUCUGCAGCUCGAUGGACGAGCUGUUUGAUUCCACUACAGCUGCGUCGUCGGCGGCAAGAAAUGCAGUAGGUGGUAGAACAGCAGGAGGUCAGGGCCGUAGUUCGCCAUCAUCACCAAGAGCAGCUGCGAGAUUUUCCCGAAGAACUGCGGAAAUACUAGAGAGGACCACAUCAAGCCAGCACAGUUCCGCGGGCGACACCACAGCGAGGACAAAUGCUGCGACCACUCCACGCUUCACUUUUCGAAAGCUAGCUUUGGAUUUGCAGAUCGGGUCGGGUGAUGCUAGUGCACAUCAUCAUCCUGGUGGCCCCUCGUCUGGUGAUCUCCUAUUGCUUCACAGCAUAGCUGAAGGCAGCGACCACACGAGUAGGAAAGUAGAAGGAGGAAACGCGAGGUUCGGCUCAACAUCUCCGCUACUAUCUCCCCGGUCCCAGCACUUCGCGUCCUCGUCGCCGCAACUUACUAGCAGGUCAGCUGGUGGUCGCGGUUGUAACAAGAUUAAGUUGAUGAGUCUAGCUUUGUCUCCCUCGUCAGCAACAAGAACCUCCUCGCCGCAGCAAAUGUCAUCAUCAAGACCGGCGUCGAGGAAAAACGUAGGAGUAGACUCAGCGCCAGAGCUGCAUCGAGACGGUAUCAACUAUGCUGAGAUCAACCAGUUCUAUUCCCCAGGAUCAGCAUCACCCGGCGUGGGCUCUUCAAAUAAUAAUUGCAGUAGUCCACGAGGACGGGUGGCGUUCGGGCAGUUUGGACUUCUCGACGCGGAUGGCCAUUUGCGGGAGAAGCCGAGGCAGGUCAGAUCGCCGCGCAUGCGGAUGGAUGAUCAUUCGGAUAAUUCGGAAAUGAUGAAUUUCAACCACGCGCUUCAGCCAGAGGACCAUCUCCAUCAACCCGCUGUGCCUUCCAGCACAGUUCCGCAGGCCCCGGUGUUUCUCACGGAGGAGAGGCAACGGCGAGUGCGCACGUUGCUCGAGCAGCAGGGCUAUGCAAUGCAAAAUAAGCAUCUGUACUAGUAUAAAUUGCAUUACAAAUUCCCCCAGCAUUACAAAUUGAAUUUGCAAUGCUGAUUUACUUUGAGAAAGAGAUUUGUAAUGCAUAAAUGCAAUUACUACGAGUGCGAUACUUUUGGACAGGAUAAGGGCGAAGGAUCGUGGUACGACCGUUGCGUGUCGAAGCCGGUGAAUAUGAAUGUGCACAACUCCCCCUCCCCCUCAUUUGUCAUGCAAAAUGCCCAAUCCAGGCCAGGCCUCCUAGCACUGUUCGCAUGACAAGUUCUGGAAGCCGCCGAAAUAGCACUACAAUCCUGUGCAAAUCUGUCAUGCAAAACCUGCAUUCUGGCUGGCGCUUGUAUUGCCGUUCAUGCUACACAAAUGAGGGCGAGGGGGAGUUGUGCAUUGUCAUAGUGAAAAAAGUGCGCAACCGGGCGGAGCAACUGGAGUUUCUGGCGCAGCUUUCGCAACGAGGCAGGCGCAGCGACACAGCGUCGACGGCUCCGUCGAGUAAGGAAAAAGAGUUGGGGAUAAAAAACGGCAAGGACGAGGGAGGAGCAAAACCAAAAGCUGCAUCACGAGCGGGAGAGAUGAAUCCAAAAAAUCGAAAUCCUCUUGACCAGAAGACGGUGCUGCAACAAAAGCUGAAAGGAAUCAAGCAAAAGCUUUUGCCAGUUGAACAGCUGCGUCAGGACCACGCCGAGAAAGGAGGCAGUAGUACCGGGCCUCCUGCGCAGGAAAUAAACGAGCGAAAAAACAGCAAAAAGGACAAAAGUUUGGAGGCUGCUGAAAAGACGCCGAACUCGGGUCCAGCAGCAGUUGUAGAUGACGCCGUGAAGCACAAGACGGCGGCCGCUACAAGUAGUAGUGCACACCACGACACGACGACAGCACACGAAAAUGAAUUAAACGCGGCCGACGACGUGGUCGAAGACAGCGACCCACCCCUUCCUUCUUACGACGCAAAGGAACAGCUUGCUGCAGAGAGAAGACAACAGGCCGCACAGCUGGCAACCGCAUGGAAUAAAGCCACGGGUGCCCCCGCUGCAUCCGCCGCUGCGAAAGAGGAGCUUGGGGACAGAACGACUGGUCGUGAUUUUUACAAAGAGCAGCGCAACAGCACGAAGAGCUACGGCUCUAGUGAAGAAAACCCGCCUGAUGGUGAAGAUGUUGAGCAGCAGGACCUCCAUUGUCACCCUGAAGAUGAACAACCGCAACAGGAAGAUCAAGAUGGUGAUGAGUUAAAACAAGUAUUCGACCCGAUAGAGUCCUCAGUCCUGCAAAACAUCGAUCGCGCUUUUGAUCAAGUGGCACAGCACUCAAGUAUAUCCUGUGCAAAAGUAUCGUACUCGUAGUAAUUGCAAACAUGCAUUACAAAUCUUGCUCUUAAGGUAAAUCCGCAUUACAAAUUUUCUUUCUCAUGCUGAGGAAAUUUGUAAUGCAUUUAUACGAGUGCGAUGCUUGUUUUGCAAUGCAUAAAGUACCAUGGGUGGGCCUGAUUUACGGAAAAAAUUAAGCGUGCGGCGAAGACAAAGCAGCGUUUGCGAGGCGGCAGGGGUGGAGAGAUGUUGCCCUGUAGUUGAGGAGUUGCUGCAGCAAGACGAGAACCUGCUCCACAAGGACCACGGUGCAGCCAAAACGACCAGCGCAACAUCUACUUCGGAGGAGCUUGAGGUGCUGUACUCCUCGGUUGUCGAGCCGUACCUCUGGAACGCGCUGGGGUCGCUGUUGAAGCAGGCGACGGGGGGAGGUGGAGCAGGUGUUUGAUUAACCGUGGCGGAAGCGAAAUUUGUAAUACGGCAGCAUGAGGCGGGUCGCGGUCGUCUGGAUCCGCGGACAAGUGGCGCGUGCACAUGAUCAAGCUGUAAAUACUACGAACAAAUAAAGAUAAAAAAUCCACCUACAUGUAGAUGUAGAGGAAGUUAAAGUUUGAGUUUGAGUGACAUGAAUUACGACCAGCAGGGCACCAGAGGAAGACGUAACUGCUACUGCUCCGAGUAGAGAAGUACUUUCAUUGAGUGAUUGGUGAUCUUCAUGGUGCGCAUUGUUAUCUAAGAAAGUAUCUUGUUUUGUAUGAUUUCACGAUGAGUAAACCCCAGAACGAAUUGUACGAUUUGACUUGCCCUUCUUGCACGACGAUCAAAAUUCGGACAAACCUUGUACAUGAAAGUGACGUGCUCCAACGUGCAGAAACAGAUAAAACGUG
Messenger RNA from Amoebophrya sp. A120, 4809 nucleotides. The record is from the annotation of a GenBank genome assembly. Lineage: Eukaryota; Dinophyceae; Syndiniales; Amoebophryaceae.